This is a messenger RNA of Neogale vison (American mink), 3790 nucleotides long. RefSeq names its product ubiquitin C (gene UBC). NCBI's taxonomy places the organism in Eukaryota, Metazoa, Chordata, Mammalia, Carnivora, Mustelidae. Gene Ontology annotation, molecular function: ubiquitin protein ligase binding; protein tag activity. Gene Ontology annotation, biological process: protein ubiquitination; modification-dependent protein catabolic process. The record is from RefSeq and is a predicted model, not a curated record. Gene Ontology annotation, cellular component: cytoplasm; nucleus.
GGCGCCGGGUGUGGCGCAGGCAGUUCCGUGGAGGCCGGGAGAUCGUUUUCCGUGGUUGUGUGUGAGCUGUUGUCACAGCCGUUUGACAAUGCAGAUCUUCGUGAAGACCCUGACGGGUAAGACCAUCACCCUAGAGGUGGAGCCCAGUGACACCAUCGAGAACGUCAAGGCGAAGAUCCAGGACAAGGAGGGCAUCCCCCCUGACCAGCAGAGGCUGAUCUUUGCUGGAAAACAGCUGGAGGAUGGGCGCACCCUGUCCGACUACAACAUCCAGAAGGAGUCCACCCUGCACCUGGUCCUCCGCCUCAGAGGGGGCAUGCAGAUCUUCGUGAAGACCCUGACCGGUAAGACCAUCACCCUGGAGGUGGAGCCCAGUGACACCAUCGAGAACGUCAAGGCGAAGAUCCAGGACAAGGAGGGCCCCCUGACCAGAGAGGCUGAUCUUGCUGGGAAACAGCUGGAGGAUGGGCGCACCCUGUCCGACUACAACAUCCAGAAGGAGUCCACCCUGCACCUGGUCCUCCGCCUCAGAGGGGGCAUGCAGAUCUUCGUGAAGACCCUGACCGGUAAGACCAUCACCCUGGAGGUGGAGCCCAGUGACACCAUCGAGAACGUCAAGGCGAAGAUCCAGGACAAGGAGGGCAUCCCCCCUGACCAGCAGAGGUUGAUCUUUGCUGGGAAACAGCUGGAGGAUGGGCGCACCCUGUCCGACUACAACAUCCAGAAGGAGUCCACCCUGCACCUGGUCCUCCGCCUCAGAGGGGGCAUGCAGAUCUUCGUGAAGACCCUGACCGGUAAGACCAUCACCCUGGAGGUGGAGCCCAGUGACACCAUCGAGAACGUCAAGGCGAAGAUCCAGGACAAGGAGGGCAUCCCCCCUGACCAGCAGAGGCUGAUCUUUGCUGGGAAACAGCUGGAGGAUGGGCGCACCCUGUCCGACUACAACAUCCAGAAGGAGUCCACCCUGCACCUGGUCCUCCGCCUCAGAGGGGGCAUGCAGAUCUUCGUGAAGACCCUGACCGGUAAGACCAUCACCCUGGAGGUGGAGCCCAGUGACACCAUCGAGAACGUCAAGGCGAAGAUCCAGGACAAGGAGGGCAUCCCCCCUGACCAGCAGAGGCUGAUCUUUGCUGGGAAACAGCUGGAGGAUGGGCGCACCCUGUCCGACUACAACAUCCAGGAGUCCACCCUGCACCUGGUCCUCCGCCUCAGAGGGGGCAUGCAGAUCUUCGUGAAGACCCUGACCGGUAAGACCAUCACCCUGGAGGUGGAGCCCAGUGACACCAUCGAGAACGUCAAGGCGAAGAUCCAGGACAAGGAGGAUCCCCCCGACCAGCAGAGGCUGAUCUUUGCUGGGAAACAGCUGGAGGAUGGGCGCACCCUGUCCGACUACAACAUCCAGAAGGAGUCCACCCUGCACCUGGUCCUCCGCCUCAGAGGGGGCAUGCAGAUCUUCGUGAAGACCCUGACCGGUAAGACCAUCACCCUGGAGGUGGAGCCCAGUGACACCAUCGAGAACGUCAAGGCGAAGAUCCAGGACAAGGAGGGCAUCCCCCCCGACCAGCAGAGGCUGAUCUUUGCUGGGAAACAGCUGGAGGAUGGGCGCACCCUGUCCGACUACAACAUCCAGAAGGAGUCCACCCUGCACCUGGUCCUCCGCCUCAGAGGGGGCAUGCAGAUCUUCGUGAAGACCCUGACCGGUAAGACCAUCACCCUGGAGGUGGAGCCCAGUGACACCAUCGAGAACGUCAAGGCGAAGAUCCAGGACAAGGAGGGCAUCCCCCCUGACCAGCAGAGGCUGAUCUUUGCUGGGAAACAGCUGGAGGAUGGGCGCACCCUGUCCGACUACAACAUCCAGGAGUCCACCCUGCACCUGGUCCUCCGCCUCAGAGGGGGCAUGCAGAUCUUCGUGAAGACCCUGACCGGUAAGACCAUCACCCUGGAGGUGGAGCCCAGUGACACCAUCGAGAACGUCAAGGCGAAGAUCCAGGACAAGGAGGGCAUCCCCCCUGACCAGCAGAGGCUGAUCUUUGCUGGGAAACAGCUGGAGGUUGGGCGCACCCUGUCCGACUACAACAUCCAGGAGUCCACUCUGCACCUGGUCCUCCGCCUCAGAGGGGGCAUGCAGAUCUUCGUGAAGACCCUGACCGGUAAGACCAUCACCCUGGAGGUGGAGCCCAGUGACACCAUCGAGAACGUCAAGGCGAAGAUCCAGGACAAGGAGGGCAUCCCCCCCGACCAGCAGAGGCUGAUCUUUGCUGGGAAACAGCUGGAGGAUGGGCGCACCCUGUCCGACUACAACAUCCAGAAGGAGUCCACUCUGCACCUGGUCCUCCGCCUCAGAGGGGGCAUGCAGAUCUUCGUGAAGACCCUGACCGGUAAGACCAUCACCCUGGAGGUGGAGCCCAGUGACACCAUCGAGAACGUCAAGGCGAAGAUCCAGGACAAGGAGGGCAUCCCCCCCGACCAGCAGAGGCUGAUCUUUGCUGGAAAACAGCUGGAGGAUGGGCGCACCCUGUCCGACUACAACAUCCAGAAGGAGUCCACCCUGCACCUGGUCCUCCGCCUCAGAGGGGGCAUGCAGAUCUUCGUGAAGACCCUGACCGGUAAGACCAUCACCCUGGAGGUGGAGCCCAGUGACAUCGAGAACGUCAAGGCGAAGAUCCAGGACAAGGAGGGCAUCCCCCCUGACCAGCAGAGGCUGAUCUUUGCUGGGAAACAGCUGGAGGAUGGGCGCACCCUGUCCGACUACAACAUCCAGAAGGAGUCCACCCUGCACCUGGUCCUCCGCCUCAGAGGGGGCAUGCAGAUCUUCGUGAAGACCCUGACCGGUAAGACCAUCACCCUGGAGGUGGAGCCCAGUGACACCAUCGAGAACGUCAAGGCGAAGAUCCAGGACAAGGAGGGCAUCCCCCCUGACCAGCAGAGGCUGAUCUUUGCUGGGAAACAGCUGGAGGAUGGGCGCACCCUGUCCGACUACAACAUCCAGAAGGAGUCCACUCUGCACCUGGUCCUCCGCCUCAGAGGGGGCAUGCAGAUCUUCGUGAAGACCCUGACCGGUAAGACCAUCACCCUGGAGGUGGAGCCCAGUGACACCAUCGAGAACGUCAAGGCGAAGAUCCAGGACAAGGAGGGCAUCCCCCCCGACCAGCAGAGGCUGAUCUUUGCUGGGAAACAGCUGGAGGAUGGGCGCACCCUGUCCGACUACAACAUCCAGAAGGAGUCCACUCUGCACCUGGUCCUCCGCCUCAGAGGGGGCAUGCAGAUCUUCGUGAAGACCCUGACCGGUAAGACCAUCACCCUGGAGGUGGAGCCCAGUGACACCAUCGAGAACGUCAAGGCGAAGAUCCAGGACAAGGAGGGCAUCCCCCCUGACCAGCAGAGGCUGAUCUUUGCUGGGAAACAGCUGGAGGAUGGGCGCACCCUGUCCGACUACAACAUCCAGAAGGAGUCCACCCUGCACCUGGUCCUCCGCCUCAGAGGGGGCAUGCAGAUCUUCGUGAAGACCCUGACCGGUAAGACCAUCACCCUGGAGGUGGAGCCCAGUGACACCAUUGAGAAUGUGAAAGGGAAGAUUCAAGAGAAAGAGGGCAUCCCCCCUGACCAGCAGAGGUUGAUCUUUGCUGGGAAACAGCUGGAAGAUGGGCGCACCCUGUCCGACUACAACAUCCAGAAGGAGUCCACUCUGCACCUGGUUCUGCGCUUGAGGGGUGGUGUCUUAAGUUCCCCCUUUUAAGCUGUUGACAAAAUUCAUUGCACUUUUCUUUCAAUAAAGUUGUUGCAUUCCAAA